GUAUCAAGCCAUGGAUGUACAACAAACGGGCCUCCUAUGUUCAAUAUACCCUACCUUAUUCAUAGUACAGCUUAUUAUUUCUUUUUUUUUGGGCUGUGGAUAAAGCUGAGCAAUGGCAGACAGACAUCAUCGCGAGUCUGUCAUCCCUGUUGUGAAGUCGCAAGGGACGCCGCCGUCGGUAAUUUGUGUCGUAGUCGCGAUCGUCUUUUUGGUCAUUGGUGGCCUCGUUGGUAUAGCGAUUCAUAUCUUUACAUCAGUCCACGUCCCAUCAACAGUGAUCGUCGAACCCGUACGCGACCACGGAGUAGAGGCAGCAUUGGUAGUGAUUCCAGGAGCAGAGAUCCGUGGGGAAGCAUACCUUCCUCUUACGGAGAGGAUCCAGCGUCAGUCUCCGUUAAGGCUGUGGGUCGCUCUGACGACAGACUACUUGGAGAAUCGGCCGUUCCUUCCUGAGAUUUCUCUCAAGAUAAACAAUUCCAUAGUCGAUCUUGUAAGGUCUGGUAUGCCGGCUAACACACCGAUGUUUUUCGCAGGCCAUUCCCUUGGAGGUGUGUUUUUGCAGAGCUAUGUCAACAGUAAUCCGUCUGCUGCACAAGGCUUAAUGUUAUGGGGUUCAUACCUAACCGGGGCUUCGGCUGAUCUGGCUGCAUUCCCAACCCCUAUCAUGCAUCUGAGUGGGGAUCUAGAUGGUCAAGUUAGGAUCACGAGAUUGGAAAAACCAUUCAGGGAAUUAGAAACACUGCAGACCGAGGACCCAGCAGCUCUUGCAACUAAACCAGUAAUUGUCAUGGAGGGAGUUAAUCACUUUCAGUUCGCUUCCGGAGAAGUUCCCCCAGAGGUUGUUGAGAGGGAUAUUCCCUCUGAGCUUACUGCUACUGAAGCCUGGUCAUUGUUGGCAGAGGUAAUAAGUGACUUCAUGUCGUAUAACAUGGAUUUGAACAAGGGCACAGCGUUUCAGAACUUAGAAGCUCGCCAUUUUGAAACAAAAUUGAAGAUGGCGCCACUUUCUACAUUCAAGGAUAUCGAAUGGAACGGGGAAGCUUCACCGUGGAUCACAGAUGCACAGGAACUUGUUGCUGCCUUCCCCAAGAACCUUACAACAUCAGUGACUGUCUACAACAUAGGAUAUACCGACCAAGGUCCAUUUGAAAACUCCACGCCUUCUGUGGUAAUAUACGCCGAGGGAAUGGUCAACAUAACAACAACGUCUCAUGUCGAAUUUCCAUUUAACCCUGUCGACAUCUCGGCCUUCAUGAACUCGGCCAACGAGAUCGCUGGGCAGAUGAUAAAUCAGGAGGCAAUCAUGCGGAUUGUUAAAAGAGAUGGAUAUGGGGACAGCGCCACCUGUCGGGUGAUCAAUGAAGUAAGUCCGAAAUGGUGGUCACACAGGCCUAACUACAACUGACAGGCCAAAGAUAUUCAUUCGAGCCAAACCAUAGCUCAAUUUUUUAAUUUGAUAUUGCUGAUUGACAAAAAUGAAUGAAUAUGACCGACAAUCUAACACUGAUUCUCGGGAGGGUACCUACUAAACUUCCUCUUUUCCAAAUUAAAAAGAUAUAUCACCACUUUGAAACUAUAUUUUAACUGGCGGAAGAAUCAGGGCCAUUUUACUCUCUCAAGUGGUGAAUUUGAUCCACUCAGGUGUAGUCUUUCUAAAUGCUGAUUCAUUUUUAAAAUGAGCCGGUCGAGAUACACUUUUCUUGGCAGAUAUGAAAUGUCAAGACAUUUAUCCUAUCCACUGGUAGUAAACAUUCAACCCUCGAAUUUUUCCUUAUUUUUUUAUGAAUUCUUUUAAGAGCCACUUUAACUUAUGAGUUAUGGAAAAUGAAUUAGGCCUGUGAGAUCUGAUGGAACUCUUUUCUAAUAGUACUUGCGCAGAGAAUGACGUCACUGCUUUGCGUUAAUCCUCAGCUGAGUAUAUAAACGAUGAAUUCAUGAUGAGAGUGGGACGAAAUGAUUUAGAAAAACAGCAAAACCUGUUAUAGAUUGCAUCAAUACAUGAAAUGACAAUGUACGGAGCCCGCCAGGUGACAUGAGGAGAAAAAAUCUCCGUCAUUAUUUCGUUCCCACGAAAUAUUAUUUCGUGGCCACGCAAUAAUAUUUCGUUCCCACGAAAUACUAUUUCGUGGCCACGCAAUAUUAUUUCGUUCCCACGAAAUAUUAUUUCUCAUCUCUCCGAUCUGUACUAUUUCGUGGCCACGCAAUACUAUUUCGUGGCCACGCAAUAUUAUUUCGUUCCCUCGAAAUACUAUUUCGUGGCCACGCAAUAUUAUUUCGUUCCCUCGAAAUACUAUUUCGUGGCCACGCAAUAUUAUUUCGUUCCCUCGAAAUACUAUUAAGCUUAAGGUUAAGCUUAAGGUUAAGCUUAGCUAAAAAUCUGCAUCAUUAUUUGCAUAAAACAAAAACAAAGUAAUUUUUUUACUAACCAAAACAAAAUAAGUGCAGAACUCCCUUAUGUGACUAUGAUUGAUAUGUGUAAGUUACGCACAGUGUAAUGCCAACCUUAUCUUUGCUGGGGUCCAGUGCAGAAAGAGUUGCGUUUAAACGCAAGUCAAAAAAUCAGUCGCAAGCCCCAAAUGCGCGCUGUUGAUUGGUUGAAAAUCAAGUUGCGCAUGAUUUUUUUAGAGUUGCGAUUGACCGCAACGGGCCCCUGCUCUGUUUGUUUGUUUGAUUGGUUUUUUUUGCGUGUAUGUGUCCGAUCUCCUUGAAUGAAUGCUAAUUUCAUAAUCCUUUCUCGUCUUUUUCUUAUUGGAGAAACACGGAUUCUUUUACGUAUUAAUUAUUGCAUGUAAGGUAGACCUAUGCACAAUUUUAAAUCCUUAUCGUUUUUUUUUAUACUUCGUUUCCAAGCCAAUAAACUGAUAAUUUGUUUUAUUCAAUUCAAUUCUUUUUUUUAUUUCAUUUCCAUUCAAAACAUAAUACAACGUAAUAUAAAGUAAUACAAAUCAAGUACAAUUUUACAGAAGGGCAUUCUUACUUCGUAAAAAAAAACUGAAAAAAACCCAGUAUAAUAUAGAGCAUAAAUGGAAAUGAGGGGAUCCACUAAAAAGCAAAGCUUGUAAAGUGUGGAUCCCCCUUGGAAAUAAAGAAAGUAUAGUAGACUUAUUCUGAUAUGCGUACAUAUAUGUAUUACAGGAAAGAAAAAGAGAACAAAAAUCAUACGGCAUCUGCUGGCAUGCAAAAGGAAUAUGUAAAGGCGGCAACUGCACAAAUCUUCUUCAAUCUAUGAGAAAAUGUGUAGUAUAGGGAAGUUUCAUUACGUUAUCUGGGAUUAUGGUACUAUUGAUAUAAAAAUGGCAGGGCUAAAAAUGGCAGAGAUAUACAUAGGAAAGGUUAAAAUGACGGAGGUAAAGAUUACCGCUCUUUAACCCCCAUGCAAUAAAUAAUUGUCAAAAUGCCCCAACAUGUGCAUAAAUUAAAUAAGAAAAUUGUAUCUCAUGAGUGAGAGAAAUAAAAUUUCAGUGUUAGACUAAUGGAAAGGGUAACUUUUUUUUAAUCAUAGAAGAGAAAAUUCGUCUGCACCAAACUGCUAAACCUUAAUCAGGAUGGUACUUUUUUGUAAGGACUUACGUAUUCAGCCUAUAUUCACGUCAAAUCGCUCUACUAAUAUUCAAAUCUGACGCACAAUUCGGAAAGUUCACCCUGGCAUAAUGUUUAUUGGUAAACUAG
Molecule: messenger RNA, 3669 nt
Organism: Lytechinus pictus (painted urchin)
Lineage: Eukaryota; Metazoa; Echinodermata; Echinoidea; Temnopleuroida; Toxopneustidae
Exons: 8
Coding region: 113-1405 (430 amino acids)
Molecular function (GO): hydrolase activity
Source: RefSeq, a predicted model, not a curated record